GUUUCCUAUUUGACUGAUUAGCCGCAGAGUUUCUGCUGUUUUUGUAACUAGAAAUGUGAAAUUGACCAGAAAGAGGAGCGUUUUACUUCUUUUUGGUCAAAUAGAAAGUGUUUAGAAGAUUUAAUUUAAAACAGAGAGAGAGAGAGAAGCUGGUCUUUGAUUUCUAGAAGCUCGGGGAUGUUUAUUUGGUUGUUUUCAUCCCUCUGCGCGUUUUAUUUCCGAUAGUCUGAGCGAGGACGUGAAUCAAAAUGGACGAUGCAAGCCAACAGCCACAUUUUGGUAAUGGAGAGCAGCGAGGUCACCACCCCAGACCUUUUUUCUAUGUCCAGCCUCCUCAGCCAUAUUAUCUGUACCCUCAGUGGCAGCUCGGCAGCCCAUACAGCCACUUUGGGUUGCCUGCAGGUUUUAACCACAGCCGUCCCUGUAUGCCUCCUUACCCAUACAUGCCAUACCCUGGCUUUGUUUUACCGCAUGCUCCUUUAUAUCCAGUGGACUACAGGCGGAUGUUUGAGCCUCGUUUCCAACACGCCUCUGCCUGGGGCGACGCGCCUCGCCAGCAGCAUCAUCCUCAGCCUCACGGGCGUCGAGAAACGACCUGCUCGGGCGCCCAAACCGACCCCAGCGAUGCCAUAAGCAAGCUCAUCGAGUGCCUGGAUAAAAUUCGAGCCACAGAUCUGCAGAGCGCGGACAGAGAGCUCGACUCUGGCAUCGCUUCGCAGUCGGCAGGUUUGUCUCCAAGAGAAGAGAAGAAAAUGGAAGAGGAGGGUCGCUCUCUGUCAACACCUCGUGACUGUUUGGGGUCACCGGCUGCGACCUUCAUGGACUCCACUGCUGCAGUUUACGAUAGCGAGUCCAGCCAAGGGAUGUUGGAUGCACUGAGUCCACAGGAGCGCUGGACAGGACGACUGGAGGAGGAGCUGCCUCUGGACAGUUCCUCUCUCCAUGAGGAGUGUUCACUGAGCACACACUUUGUGUCACUUGAGAAAGAGGUCACAGAUAUCCAGACAAAUAUCUCAGUGUCCGACUCGAGUGUCCUCAAAUGUGAUGCCGAGGAACACCUGAAGGCCACACCAUCGCCUAAGCUGUCACUUCAAGAAGCAAACGGCAGUGAUAAAGUCUCAAAAUUAGGAGAUCUGGGAACAUCUGAUGAAGCUAAGCCUGAUGAAAGCUGCCAGAUCCUCAGACUGCCCUUUGAUAGUGUUCUGACUCCUGGAAGUGGGUGCCUGUCGUCUCCAUCUGCCUCGUACUACAACUACCUCAUGCAGACGACACAUGAGCGCAUGAGCGUGCUUAGUCCGUCUUUGGACGAGCUGUCCUCCAGAGACGAAAUGUUCUCCACGGACCUGGAUGACGCUGAUCUUUUUCCUAAGCAUGUGCACGCUGGUAAUAGGCUCGCUGACGUUGAUGCUGGAUCCCCUCAAGCAGCCGACGACGGCCCCCUCAAGCUGUGGCUGCCGUAUACAAAGAAGUUCGCCUGUUCUUGUUGUGGGAGAAGUCUGACGACGGGGACAAGCAGGAGUAGAGUCCACAGCCCUAAACUGUACAUGGACGAAGCCGGAGAGUCUGAAGAGGAGGGCAGAUAUGGACGAGGGUGUGAGCAGCCUGUCAGAGUGGUUGGGAGGAAGCAUUCUGCACCCAGGAGGACUCGGCCCGUCUCUCCGAGACAUGCAGCCAAGCCUUGGAGGAGAAGCCAGUACGUCCAGCUCUCAGAGCCGGUGAAACAAGAAGGUCAGGCAGAAGCUGCAGAAGCUGAGACUGAAGAGUUGGACAGCAGCGAGCUGCAGUGUAGGACGUGUCAGGACGGACUCUGCAGAGAAGAUGUGACCACAACAGACCGGGGCAGGUGGACUGAUGGAGAUGUAAUUCCAAGGAGGAGACGAGGAGUCCCUCAGCAACGACAAGAGAUGAGCACGCUGUGGAAACCGAUGUACCACAGGCCUCAAGAUGACCGUGACGAAGAGACACCACAUCACUGGGAAAGAGGCUGCACAGUGAAAGAACCGAGAUGCUAACGUUCCUCGCCAGACUUUUGAACACAACCUGUUGAACUGUCCCCCUUAAAGGUGUGAAUGUUGAGGGAUGAAGAUGUUUAAAGCACCAGGUGAAGCUCACCGCACAAGAAGCAUCACUUUGUAUAAAAGAAGAAAAAAAAUGUUGCAGUAACGCUGCCCUACACUAAAGAUUAUUACAGAUCACCAAAACCAUGGGCUUGAAGGUUGUUGCAGACGUUGUGCCACUGUUU
This is a messenger RNA of Nematolebias whitei (Rio pearlfish), 2242 nucleotides long. RefSeq names its product bucky ball. The transcript is spliced from 7 exons. Bases 249 to 2012 code for a protein of 587 amino acids. NCBI's taxonomy places the organism in Eukaryota, Metazoa, Chordata, Actinopteri, Cyprinodontiformes, Rivulidae. The record is from RefSeq and is a predicted model, not a curated record.